Molecule: messenger RNA, 1122 nt
Organism: Microthlaspi erraticum
Lineage: Eukaryota; Viridiplantae; Streptophyta; Magnoliopsida; Brassicales; Brassicaceae
Source: the annotation of a GenBank genome assembly
AUGGAAUCGCCGCUGCCCCACGAUGUCGUGGAGCUCAUCAUGGAGCGACUUCCGGUGAAAUCUUUGAUGAGGUCCAAGGCUGUAUCGAAGCAAUGGCAAACAACGAUCGAAUCAACAUUCUUCAAAGAAAGACAGUUGAAGCAUCGUCAGCAAUCAGGAGAUCCAGAUGUUCUCAUGGUGUCCGUAUGUUCGAAGCCCCCGCAGAAAGAGCUUCUAAGAACACUUGUUUUGGGCUCAUCAUCGUCGGUCAGGAUCCCUACUCCUUGGGAGAAGGAGAACUUACACUACUUUGUUUCUUAUAACAGCUGUGAUGGUAUGGUUUGUCUCUACCAUCCCGUCAAAUCCGGUUUUGUGGUCAAUCCCACCACUGGAUGGUACAGGCCUCUCCCUGUCUCUGGAUUACAACAACUCAUCAUCGACUUAGGAGACAGUUACUUCGAGCUUGGAUACGCAAGAACACACUAUAUGCUUGGAUUCGGUAAAGACAUAAUCACGGGCACAUACAAGGCCGUUUGGCUGUACAACUCUUCAGAGCUAGGCCUUGAGAACGCUACUACAUGCGAAGUUUUCGACUUUACCACCAGCUCGUGGAGGUAUGUCACUCCCGCUUCUCCUUAUCCGGUUGUCGGUUGUACCGAUCCUGUGUUUGUAGACGGGUCGCUUCAUUGGUUAACGGUCUGCGAGGAGACGACUCAUCUUGUAUCUUUCGAUCUCCACACGGAAGCUUUUCAAGUCAUCUGUAAAGCUCCCUUUGCCAGUUCCGAUUUUGUAGAUAUCUUGGUGUGCAACCUGGACAACCGCUUGUGCGUAUCCGAGAAGAAGUGGCCCGACCAAGUGAUAUGGUCGUUCGAUUCAGGCAACAAGACAUGGGUCAAAAUGUUUUCCAUAGAUCUGCCAAUCACUGUCUUUUUGUAUGAUCUCUCACCACGGUGCGCCUUCCCUCCACUAGCACUUUUGGACGGUGGGAAGAAGAAGAAGAAGAAGUUGCUGUUUUAUGGUCGUGUGAAAAAUCGGUCACUGUUGACACUUGACCCCGAAACCCAAUCAGAUGAUGUUGCUUUCUCGGCUGAAUCCAUUGGGACUCCUGUCUGUUAUUUCCCGAGUCUGUUCUCUAUUGAAUAA